AUGAGUUUCCGAAAAGUUUGGUUUUGGGUUCGAAGAUGUCGGCCUCUGUGAAGCACAAGCAGGAUAACGCAGCGUUACUGUUCCUCGCUGCGCUCAGCCUGGCUCUGCUAACCGUCCUCACCGUGUGGAAGUUAAAACAGUUCAAAUACAGACUCAUAAAUGAAACUGGAGCCGCAAUGUUUUAUGGCAUGCUUCUGGGUUUAACAGCGAGAUGGUUGUGGUUUGAAGCGCAUGCGGAGAACGUCGAGAGCGUGUGCACCUGUCACGGUCUGAACAGCACGCCUCGCGUCUUGACGGUCAACACCACAACACACGAGCACUGCUACAGACGCGUUGGAAAAAUCAGCCAGCGAUGCUCACUGAUCUCAGCACCUCAUGCGGUAACUAUGGAGACCUUUGAUCCGGAGGUCCUUUUCAAUCUGUUCCUGCCACCCAUCAUCUUCCAUGGAGCUUACACCCUUAAUCAGAGACGAUUCAUUGAGAACCUGGGAUCUGUUCUCACCUAUGCAUUUUUGGGUACCAUAAUCAGCUGUAUGUGCAUCGGGGCCUGCAUGUACGGCUUCACCAGACUGAUGGUGCUGUUGGGCCAAGCAGCAGAUGGAGAAUUCUUCCUCACCGACUGCCUCCUGUUUGGGGCCAUUAUGUCGGCCACUGACCCAGUCUCAGUCCUUGGCCUGUUGUCAGAUCUGCGCGUGGACUUGGAUCUGCAUACCCUGCUGUUUGGCGAGAGCGUCCUGAAUGAUGCCGUGGCCAUCGUCCUGACACACGCCAUCACCACCUACGACCAGACGGGCGCCGUCUUCGAUCCCGCCGCCUUCCUUCGCUCUGCUGGACUUUUUCUUGGGGUGCUUGUUGGUUCCAUCCUCAUAGGUUUCAUAUUCACAGUAAUAACAGCCCUCCUCACUAAAUUCACUCGACUGCAUGAGAACCCCCUGCUGGAGACGUCAGUCUUCUUCCUGCUCUCCUGGAGCAGCUUCCUCUCAGCCCAAGCCGGUGGACUUUCAGGUAUUGUAGCAGUGCUGUUCUGUGGCUUAAGUCAAGCAAGAUACACGGUGCUCAAUUUAUCCUCUGAGGGCAGGACAAGGACCAAGCAGCUCUUUGAAGUCUUCAACUUCCUGGGGGAGAUUUUCAUCUUCGGCUACAUGGGAUAUGUAUUGUUGACGUUUCCUCACCAUGUCUUCAAAGCUGUCUUCAUUUCUGGGGCAUUUCUAUCCAUCUUUAUUUCAAGAGCAUGCAACAUCUACCCUUUGUCUUUCCUGCUGAACCUGGGCCGCACCAACAAGAUUCCCUGCGCCUUCCAGCACUUCAUGACGCUCGCAGGUUUGAGGGGAGCCGUAGCUUUCAGCGUAGCUUUCAGCCUGGCUGCAAGAGACGACUCCACAGAAGCUCGCCGCGCCAUCCUCACCACCACUCUGCUGCUGGUCGCCUUCACCAUCUGGGUGCUGGGUUCGGCUUCUGAUCCCGUGCUGCGGCGUCUGGACAUCAGAGUGGGGGUGGAUGCAGAUGAAAAUCCACAGGACCUGUCUUUAGAGGUUGCUACAGGGAGACCAGACACAACACGGGGCCUGUGGCACCGCCUGGACUACAAAUAUCUAAAGCCGCUGUUGACACACUGUGGCCCCCCGCUGACCGACUCACUGCCGCCGUGCUGCGGUGUAGUCGCCAGGCUCUUCAGUAGCCCCCAUGUGCAGGAGGAGCAGCUGUUUGAGACUGAACCAGAAGAGUGCACCUUCGAUUUGGAGAAAACAGAGAACCAGUUCAAAUCUGCAGGAGGUGACUGUGGAUCAGAGAACCAGGAGGACCUGGUGGAGGGAGACCUGGUGGAGGGAGACCUGGGCCUUGGCACCGUUCCAGCUCACAUCAGGGAAGCCUGAAGCUCCAGGAGUCACCUCUAACCCCGUCUUAUCAGCCCUUGUUGCCCCGACGCUAAGGCUCUGCCUCCCACGGUGAAUCGGGUCACUGGUCAGGGCAUCUGAAAGCAGCCAGCUGGGAGUCAGACUUAGUGUGGCUCCCAAAAGGUCACGCACCCCCCGUGUGCUGACAUGCAUACAGAGACACACUCACACAGGGAGAGAAAACAAUUACAAAGGCCGGUGCUGUUUCUGCUGCUCCGCUGACGGUUUUCUUGGCUUGAUUUGCUUUAAGAAAUGUAAUAGCUGACAUUUUAAAUAUCUGUCUGACCCAUGUGUACAAAGUGUACUUUCAACCCGACAACCAGAGCUAUAAUGGAACAGCUCUGGUUAAAAUGCAAUAUGUUGAGCAGCAGCUUCAUGCUACGUGGUUACGUAACAGCUUGGUUUCAAGCUUUAGGGAGAAUUACUCACCAACGUAUACUGUGAUUGAAUGCAACGGUCUUUCUCUUAAUCAGCUGAAAUGGUAUUUAUGUGCCAACUUUGCGUUGCUCCUCCCCAACCGCUUAUUAAACUUUUAUUGCACUGUUUCCUGCUACGCUCUUUUUAACUGAGUCAAAUGUGUCCCACUGAAUUUAUUACCCCCCUCAUCUCCCUUCACAUCUUGCUUAUCAUUCUGCACCACGCCAGAAUAUUUCCAAAUACUUAAGUGUAUUAACAGCAUUUGGAAAAGAGACUAUUAGCAUGUGGGUUCCCUCUGACUUCUUUAAUUAUAGAUUGCACUUUGCUGCUCUCUGAGUGCAUCAUUAUAAAUCUCAGGGCCCCUUUUCCCUCGAGUGAAGCGGGGUGUUGUGUACGGCACAAACACAAUCUGUGAAGGUUGGCCUUUGUGAAUAUGCAGACAGUUUGUCUGCUGUUAAUAAAGCCAUUGUCCUUGAAGUGAGAGCUUUCCAUUUUAUGUUGUGAAUGCAUGGGUGCAUUUAGGGAAUGCUUCUUGUUUGAAUUUUCGGUUCCUGCAAAAAAAAAAAAAGACAAUAUAUUGCCCUUAUUUUUGCAUUAAUGUUUGAAUGUUUUGUUCUGCGUAAAUGGGACUGAAUGCUAGCUACAGCCUUUCAUCAUGAGCCUUCAGAUUCAGAUGCUCAACCUGCAGUCCUCUUCUUAAAGGGACAGUUCACCCAAAAAAAAAAAAAGUAAUUUAUAUUUCAAAUACAUUACUAGUUCUCAUAUGAUUUGCUGAUAUUUAGAGCAACCACUAGUGUAAUGAAUCACCCGGGCACAAAGCAGCGCAUUAGUCUGUGACGCUCAACAAAUCAAAACAUCCAUCAUCCGACAUUUUAGAUUCUCAACGUCUCUAUUCACAUCUGUGACCAGAAAACUUAUUUUCAGUGUUUUCUUUGAGAACAGCUCGCUGAAGUCCGCCCACCAGGUACAGCAUCUGUUCCGGUACGCGGGAGGAAAAAACUGCUCACAACGAGGUUUUACAACUUCCCUGUGUGACUGUUGAAAGACUCGCUGGUGCAGCCUGUUGAGCUUCUCAAGUGGCACUGUGUUGUUUUGGGGGGGUAUGUUGAGCAUCACAAACUAAAUGCUGUUUGCUGCAGUGAGACGAAUACUGUGAAUGUCAGCAAAUCUGCACCACACUGUGUUAUUUAAUGAUGCAAUAAACUCAAUUUUAUGUGUGUU
This is a messenger RNA of Stegastes partitus (bicolor damselfish), 3533 nucleotides long. RefSeq names its product sodium/hydrogen exchanger 9. Gene Ontology annotation, biological process: regulation of intracellular pH; sodium ion import across plasma membrane; proton transmembrane transport. Gene Ontology annotation, molecular function: sodium:proton antiporter activity; potassium:proton antiporter activity. Bases 36 to 1874 code for a protein of 612 amino acids. The transcript is spliced from 16 exons. The record is from RefSeq and is a predicted model, not a curated record. Gene Ontology annotation, cellular component: recycling endosome; plasma membrane. Lineage: Eukaryota; Metazoa; Chordata; Actinopteri; Pomacentridae.